CCGAGUCUCCACGUGCCGAUCCUCCCCCCUCCCCACCCGGCCCUGUAGCGGCGGCGGCGGCGGCGGCGGCGGCGGCGGCGGCUCGGCAGCUGCCAUGGAGCCUGCGGGUUUGGAACAGAUCCUGAAGGAGCUGCUGCUGCCGGACACGGAGCGCAUCCGCCGGGCUACGGAGCAGCUCCAGACCAUCCUUCGGGACCCUGCUGCCUUGCCCGCACUCUGCGAUCUGCUGGCAUCAGCGACAGACUCUCAGAUCCGCCAGUUUGCAGCGGUCCUGACCCGCAGAAGGCUGAACAAUCGCUGGCGACGCUUGGCACCCGAGCAGAGGGAGAGCCUCAAGUCCCUGGUCCUGACAGCACUGCAGAAAGAGACAGUGCAUUCUGUGAGUGUCAGCUUGGCCCAGCUCUCGGCCACCAUUUUUCGAAAGGAAGGCCUACAAGGAUGGCCUCAGUUCAUGAACCUUCUUCAGCACAGCACUCACAGUUCCCAUAGCCCCGAGAAAGAGGUGGGACUUCUGCUGCUGAGUGUGGUGGUGUCUUCCCAGCCCGAGGCAUUCCAUGCCCACCAGCACGAGCUGCUUCAGCUUCUGAAUGAGACACUCAGUGAUGUCAGCUUUCCCGGAGUGCUCUUCUACUCCCUGCGCACUCUGACCGCCAUUGCCCGCUACGUCAGGCCAGAUGAUGUGUCUCUUGCACGGAUGUUGGUGCCUAAAGUCGUUACGGCACUGAGGACUCUGAUCCCCUUAGAUGAGGUAAAGGCCUGUGAGGCCCUGGAGGCCCUGGAUGAAAUGCUGGAGACAGAGUUGCCCAUCAUCAACCCCCACCUCUCUGAGGUCCUCACGUUUUGCCUGGAGGUGGCUAAGAAUGUGGCCCUUGGUGAACCACUCCGAGUACGUGUUCUCUGCUGCCUCACUUUCUUGGUCAAAGUCAAAAGUAAGGCCUUGCUAAAGAACCGCCUUGUGCCUCCCUUGCUGCAUGCCCUUUUCCCCCUCAUGGCUGCUGAGCCACCCAUGGGCCAACUGGAUCCUGAAGAUCAAGAUUCGGAUGAUGAUGACUUGGAGAUCGGGCUGAUGGGGGAGACUCCGAAGCACUUUGCUGUACAGGUUGUGGACAUGCUGGCACUACAUCUUCCCCCUGAGAAGCUCUGUCCCCAUGUGAUGCCCAUGCUGGAAGAAGCCUUGCGGAGCGAGGACCCAUACCAACGCAAAGCAGGGUUCCUGGUGUUGGCUGUGCUGUCUGAUGGUGCUGGCGACCACAUCAGGCAGAGACUGCUGUACCCACUGCUACAGAUUGUGUGCAAGGGCCUGGAUGACCCCUCACAGAUUGUUCGAAAUGCUGCUCUGUUCGCCCUGGGCCAGUUUUCAGAGAACUUACAGCCCCAUAUCAGCAGCUACUCUGAGGAGGUGAUGCCUCUGCUUCUUACCUACCUGAAGUCGGUGCCCAUGGGAAACACGCACCACCUGGCCAAGGCCUGCUAUGCUCUGGAGAAUUUUGUGGAGAACCUAGGGCCCAAAGUGCAGCCCUACCUUCCGGAGCUUAUGGAAUGUAUGCUGCAGCCAUUGAAGAACCCCAGCAAAGCCCGGACCAAGGAGCUAGCUGUGAGCGCCAUAGGGGCCAUUGCCACAGCGGCCCAGGAUUCCCUGCUACCCUACUUCCCUACCAUCAUGGAGCUUCUCCGGGAGUUCUUGUUGACAGGCCACGAAGACUUUCAUCUUGUGCAGAUCCAGAGCCUGGAGACCCUGGGAGUGCUAGCACGAGCCCUGGGAGAGUCCAUGAAGCCCCUGGCUGAGGAAUGCUGUCAGCUUGGGCUAGGGUUAUGCAUCCAUAUAGAUGACCCUGACGUGAGGCGCUGCACGUACAGCCUGUUUGCAGCCUUAUCAGGGUUAAUGGGAGAGGGCUUGGGACCCUACCUGCCUCAGAUUACCACACUCAUGCUGCUGUCGCUGCGCUCCACUGAAGGCAUUGUGCCACAGUAUGAUGGGAUCAGCUCUUUCCUGCUGUUUGAUGAUGACAGCGAAGCAGAAGAGGAGGAGGAACUCAUGGAUGAAGAUAUGGAAGAGGAGGGGGAUGACUCUGAGAUCUCGGGGUAUAGUGUGGAGAAUGCCUUCUUUGAUGAGAAAGAAGACACCUGCACCGCCCUGGGGGAGAUCUCCAUGAACACCUGUGUGGCCUUUCUCCCAUUCAUGGAUGCCACCUUCGAUGAAGUAUACAAACUGCUGGAGUGCCCUCAUAUGAAUGUGCGGAAGUCAGCUUACGAAGCGCUGGGACAGUUCUGCUGUGCACUGCAUAAGGCCUCUCAGAGAAACUCCUCAGAUCCCAGCAACAGUCCCGUUCUGCAGACCUCCCUGGCUCGAGUGAUGCCAGCUUACAUGCAGGCCGUGAAAGUAGAAAGGGAGCGCCCAGUGGUGAUGGCCGUGCUGGAGUCCCUGACGGGGGUGCUGCGCACCUGCGGCAGCCUUGCACUGCAGCCUCCUGGGCGGCUCAGUGAGCUCUGCAACGUGCUCAAGGCUGUGCUGCAGAAAAAGACAGCCUGUCAGGACGCCGAGGAGGAUGAUGAUGAAGAUGAUGACCAGGCAGAGUAUGACGCCAUGUUACUAGAGCAUGCUGGAGAGGCCAUCCCCGUCCUGGCAGCCACAGCUGGAGGACAUGCCUUCGCUCCCUUCUUUGCCACGUUCUUGCCAUUGUUGCUGUGUAAGACGAAACAGAGCUGUACAGUGGCAGAGAAGUCCUUUGCCGUGGGAACCCUGGCAGAGUCCAUUCAGGGUCUAGGGACCGCCUCAGCCCAGUUUGUGUCUCGGCUGUUCCCUGUGCUGUUAAACAAUGCCCGGGAAGCAGACCCCGAGGUGCGAAGCAAUGCCAUCUUUGGGCUGGGCGUACUGGCAGAGCAUGGCGGCUGCCCUGCUCAGGACCACUUCCCUAAGCUACUGGGCCUCCUUUUGCCCCUGCUGGCAAGGGAGCGACAUGAUCGAGUCCGUGAUAACAUCUGCGGGGCUCUUGCCCGUGUACUGAUGGCCAGUCCAGCAGGAAAAACGGAGCCCCAGGUGCUGGCUACCCUGCUACGUGCCCUGCCCCUGAAGGAAGACAUGGAAGAGUGGCUCACUAUAGGUCACCUCUUCAGCUUCCUGCACCAGAACAAUCCUGAGCAGGUUGUAGAUGUGGCUUCAGAACUCCUGCGCAUCUGCAGCCUGAUCCUGCCGGACAACCGGAUCCCUCCAGACACCAAGGCGGCCCUGCUGCUGCUCCUGACGUUCCUGGCCAAGCAGCACACCGACAGCUUCCACACAGCCCUGGGCUCUCUGCCAAAUGAUAAAGCUCAGGAACUUCAGGCCAUGAUGGGCCUCGCUUAAGACUAUAGGCCACAGGGGCCAGGGGUCCGAAGACCGAGGUCAGCCCUGGUCCAGUUCACCUUACCAAAGACUCUAUCCAUUGAAGUCAACCAUGCUGUUUUAACAGGGGUGUCUCUGGGCCUGGACAUCAUACUAUAAUAAAGCAGAGCUGUGACAUCAUACUAUAAUAAAGCAGAGCUGUGACAUCAUA
Mus caroli (Ryukyu mouse) is the source of this 3533-nucleotide messenger RNA. NCBI's taxonomy places the organism in Eukaryota, Metazoa, Chordata, Mammalia, Rodentia, Muridae. The record is from RefSeq and is a predicted model, not a curated record.